Molecule: messenger RNA, 4040 nt
Organism: Glossina fuscipes
Lineage: Eukaryota; Metazoa; Arthropoda; Insecta; Diptera; Glossinidae
Gene: sca
Product: protein scabrous
Exons: 4
Coding region: 102-2741 (879 amino acids)
Biological process (GO): regulation of DNA-templated transcription
Molecular function (GO): transcription factor binding; ATP binding
Source: RefSeq, a predicted model, not a curated record
AAAACGUUUUUUAUUUAAUUUUUUUUUCCUGUACUUGAAAAAAUCCUGUAUCGUGAAAUUCACAUUUCUUUGUUUUUUUUUUUGUUUUUUUUUUGUUUUAAAUGAACCGUAUAUUCAAAAUGCGACAAACGCCGGUUAUUGUUUUCGAACGUGGCCCUAAGGCAAUAAUUACUUUAGUUGUUAUUGUGUUUGUUUUGAGCGCGUGCCUUGCGUCUAGCAAUGCUUCGGUACUUAAUAACAUAAACAACGUGUUGCGCGACGUGCCUAAAAAAACUAAGCCAUUGGCUAUUAAAAAUGCAUCGACGAAUCUCUCCGUCUCCGCCCCGGAUUCCCUUGGCACAAAGACUGACGAACAGGAAAACAAUACCGAAGAGUAUAAUGAUUCUUCAAGUGCUGAACUGUUACGUUUUGUCGAUGACAAUGAAAGUGUUGAAGAUAUGGUUAAUCACAAUAGUAAUGACGAUGUUGACAAUGAUGAUAAUGAUGAUGAAAAUGAUUUCAAUAUUAAUUUAAGUGAUUUAGAUAAUAAUGAUGAUAAUGAUUCAUCAUUAACAGCUUCCUCAUCUUUAAAAUCGUUAUCAUUAGAAGAUCAGGUUCGCUUGUUAUCAAAGCAAUUGAAUGUUUUGAUGACACGUCGUCGCGAGGAUUACGAAUUAUUGGAACGUAAUUUAUUAAAAUCUCUAAGGAUUACCAUGGAAAAGGAACGAAAACAAAAUUCAAUUGCUGCCAAAAUUAAUGCCAACGUAAAGAAUAGCGAUAAUAACAAUUGGGAUUUAUCCAAACAAUUGGAGCAAUUAAGGCAAGAAGUCCAGUCCUUGCAGACGAAGCAUUUAGGAGGCAAUAAUGAACGUCUCACCAUUGAAUGGUUACAGCAGUCUGUUGGCGAGUUGCGUAAACAACUUGUAGAGUUACAGCAAAUUGCCAGCAACGCUAUGCGAGACGUAACAACGCGCACACAAAGUUGGGAAGAUUUGGCAACAAUACGUAGCGAUUUUCAACAACUUAAACUUGAAUUAGCUACAGUUAAAGAGCGUCAACAACAAACCGAAGUUUAUAUACAAGAGUUACGUGAAGAGACCCAACAACAGGAAGAAGACUUUAGGCGUUUAUUGCAAAAUAAACAUCAAACACAACAACAACAAACAAUAAAGGAUGCAAGUGCAAUUCAAGGCAGCAGAAGCAGCAGCAGCAGCAGCAGCAGCAAUGAAGAGACCAUGGAUGAGAUUGAAAAUAUUCAGAUAUCAGCCGAUCUAAUGGCUGACCACAAACGUCGUCAUUGCCGUUAUCAACGUCAACAAAUUCAUGAAUUGCAACUUGCUCAACGUCAACUAAAACGUCAGUUUAAUGAAUUGAAAUACCAACGUUUGGGUGAACGGGUACGUAGCAUUGAAAUCGAACAGCAUCGUAUAGCAGAUGCCAAUUUCAAUCUAAGUCGCCAAAUAGCGUCAUUGGAUAAGCUGCACUCUUCAAUGUUGGAAUUGCUCGAAGAUGUAGAAGAUGUACAGAAUAAAGUUGAUAAAAAUAUGCCCGAAUUGAGGCAUGAAAUAUCUAAGCUGGAAUUUUCAAAUGCUCAAUUGUUGUCCGAACAGAACAUUGUGCGAGAGGAGGGCAAGAAUGUGGCACGUUCGGUACAGGCAUUGGCAGUCAGUAUCAGUACAUUGCAAGAGGAACGUGACAGCGUUAGAAGAAUGCAGUCAAGCGUAAGUGAAUUACGCAUGAAAAUGGAUCGUUUACAAAAUAUGUUAGAUGAUGUGCAACGUGCUCUCAUCUAUAAACAUCGUGGCAGCAUCGAUAAACGGGAUAAUAAGAAAUACCAUAAUAAUCGCACGGUAUCUGCGCAAAAUGCUGAAACUUUGGUAGCUAAGUUGGAAAAUGUUGAACAAGAGUUUGAGUCGAUUAUUAAAAAAUUACCCAUAGACUGCAGCGAAGUAUCGCACUCAAGCCAGCCAAAUGAUGACGGUCUCUUUUUGAUUGCACCAAACGGUCAACCGCAUCAUCCCAUGCUGGUUCAUUGCUCCGACGAUGGUUGGACUAGUAUACAGCGGCGCUACGAUGGCAGCGCAGAUUUUAAUCGUUCUUGGGAAGAUUACGCAAACGGUUUUGGUUCGCCGGCCGGCGAAUUUUGGAUUGGCAACGAACAGCUGCAUCAAUUGACAUUAAACAAUUGCACCAGAUUGCGUGUACUCAUGCAAGACAUCUAUGACAAUGUUUGGCUGGCCGAAUACAAUCAAUUUUACAUUUCGUCGCGCUUGGAUGGCUAUCGUUUGCACAUAGACGGCUACAGUGGCAAUGCUUCCGAUGCUUUGGAUUAUCAGCAGGGCAUGCAAUUUUCGGCCAUUGAUGUAGAUCGCGAUAUCUCACAAACGCACUGUGCUGCUAACUAUGAGGGUGGGUGGUGGUUCUCUCAUUGUCAGCAUGCCAAUUUGAAUGGCCGUUAUAAUUUGGGCUUAACGUGGUUUGAUGCGGCGCGCAAUGAAUGGAUUGCCGUCAAAUCAAGUCAAAUGAUGAUUAAACGUCAGCCGUCGGCGAUGUGCAAUUAUAUAACAGCACAUACGUCAGCGACUACAACGACGUUGCCAUUGUCGACGACGACGUGGCCGUCAUCAUCAGCAAUUGCUGUUGAAGCCAUGAGCACAAGUACCGAAAUUCCUGUACUGACAAUAGUGUCUAACAAUAUUCCCAGCCAAAAAAGCUCAAGGAGUGAAAAGGACAACAACUCACUACACACACAGCAAGUGUAGAGAGUCUGUGUGGGUCCUUUUUACUCAACACCACCGCAACAACACCAAAAAGGCUGGCCAAGUAGCGUUGUUAUAUGCAUGCAUUCAAAUGUAUAUAAACGUAAGCAUAUUUGUUAGAUGUAGAACCACCACAACCACUGCUACUGCAGUUUGAAGUGCAGUACGAGUGUGCGUGAGUAUAAGUAAGUAAGUAAGUACUUUAGGUCUAAGUACAAUUAAAUGUAUGUAAAUGUUUACAUACACUUACAUACAAACAAUGUAAAUAUAUUUUGAUGUUUUAGUUACGUUUUAGUUUUAAGUUGUGAGAAAAAUAGUUAAAAAAAAAAAAGAAAACAAAUCAAAUGUAAGCGUCCAUACAAGCACAAAACGAGACAAAAAAGAAACAAACUAAAGUCAAUAUAUAUAUAAGAGUUUCAUAAAGAGAGCAUAAAAUGGAGGACAAUAUAAAAGAAUACAAAGACAUUUGUAUAUAUGUAGCAGUUUUAUAAUAGUAUGUGAUCGUCAAUGAAUGCUCAGUUUUAAACCAAAAAUUUCUAAGAAUUGCUUUACCAUUUUACUCGCAUUUAAAUGUCUAAACUUUUCAAAGCAAGCCACGAUUUCAAAAGUAUUCAUAUGUUUUUUUUUUUUUUUUUUUUUGGGGAGAAAAUAUAAGCUUUUUCAAAAACAACGUAAUUCAAUUGAGGUCAUUUGAGAGUCCUUUACAUUUUUAAUGAAAAUUUUUGAGUCUUUGUUUUUAUUAACUCAGUUUCUAGUGCAUUAACUUUUCAUUUUUAUUAAACCCAUUGAAACGCUUGGAGAAUAGAUUCACAAACUCUUUAUAAAUUUAUACAAAUAAUUUAAUUGCUUCUCUCUUUUUUUUGUUUUUGCUUUGUUUAGCAGACUAGUUAUGUCUGGUUUUUUUUUCUAACUAUGUAGGUCGUCGUAAGUAUUUUUAGUUUAGUGGGAGUUUUUUUAUUUUUUUUUGUUUUUUUAAAAUUGAUUUAUUUUAUGUAAUUUUAAAUGAUUUUCCUAAUAACACUCCUAAGAGUAUUUAAAUCUUAAUGUCAUUUAAAAGUAUUCUUGAUGUAUUAUUAUUAUUAUUAUAAUUUUUUUUUAAAAUAAUUUAAAGCUCAAGGGAAGGGUAAAUAAGAGUUUUUACAUUUUGAUUUUCAAUAUAAUUCUCAUAAAGAUUAUAACAAAUUUUGAAAUGUGAAAAUUUAACUGCAAAAUAUAACCUCAUCUUGGAGAGAGGCAUAAUAAAACGAAAGUCUACAAAAUUCAUAAAAUUCUUUCACCGAAAAUCUGAAAGAAACUGACAAA